GAUAAGCCUCGUGCCAGAGUCAGCUGAUCAGUGCAUAGUGACAGUGGCUCUCUGUCGGGAAUGUCGGAACGGAGAAGCACCGAGUGAGCUCUGAACGCCGUAGAAGGAAUAGGAAAUCCUCUGAAUUCCUAACAUAAUUGGUAUUCUUGUCAGUUUUUGUUGUUCUACCAAGAUGUGGCUGUGGGUUGCAGCAACCACGGUUGGCUUUGUGAUCGUGGUCAAGGUCGUGUACACUUUUCGCUCAGGCAAGUGUCGGUCUGAAGUCAAAUUGGUCGGCAAAACAGUCAUCGUUACCGGCGCUUCUGCAGGUAUUGGCAAGGAAACAGCAAGAGACUUGGCUGAAAGAGGAGCACGUGUUAUACUUGCUUGCAGAAAUCUAGAGAAAGCACAGAAGGUUGCAGAUGACAUCAUCAACACUACAGGCAAUGGACAAGUGUUGGUACGUGAGCUUGACACAUCAGACCUCAAAUCUGUCAGAAAAUUUGCAAAGGAGAUUCUUGCUACAGAAAAGCGUCUAGACAUCCUGGUGAACAAUGCAGGAAUGUCAGGUCCAACCACAAAAAAAGUCUCAAGUGAUGGUCUGGAGUUAACGCUGGCUACCAAUCACUUUGGUCAUUUCUUGUUAACCAAUUUGUUAUUAGGACUGCUCAAAUCUAGUACUCCCAGUCGCGUCAUUAAUGUGAGCUCAGCUGCUCACUACUUUUGCAAGGAAUUAAACCUUGACGUCAACUUCGAGAAGAGACCAUAUGCAGGUUCACUGUUUGUCUAUAGCCAGUCCAAACUGGCCAACAAUCUCUUCACUCUAGAAUUGUCUGAAAAAUUGAAAGGCACAGGUGUUACUACAAAUUGUCUUCACCCAGGGGUUGUUAACACAGAAAUCAUACUGAAGGAAAAUAAGAAAUUCCUCAACUACAUUUUUGCAUUCUUUUUCUGGAGUAUGGGCAAGGAUGAGAAGUUAGGAGCACAGACAACCAUCCACCUUGCAGUGUCUGAAGAAGUAGCAGAUGUGUCAGGAAUGUAUUAUACAGAUUGUAAGUUACAACAGUCUUCAAAUUUAGCUAGUGAUACGGGAUUAGCCAAGAAGCUGUGGGAACUAAGUGAAGAUUUGGUUGGACUCUCCCAGGAAGAGAAGAACUACUAAAUGAGGACUGAAUCAUCUUGCAACAAACAAUGCAUGCAUAGUUUCUAAUAAUGUCUGUAGCAUUGUGGUAUGUUAAACAAGUGCUAUAGAUUCUCCUUCCUGAUAGUAGAGGAAUUUUCCUGGGGGUAUAGUGCUUCUGCAUUUUAAGAGGAUAUUCAGAAAAUGCUGUAUUAUUAGCUAUAACAGGAUUCUGAUUAUAUGGUGAAUAAAGAACAAAUAUUUUUUUUUAAUCAGGGUAGCAAAUACUGAUUAUAUUGUUAGAAAUGUCUGUGGUAAACACAGGGACCAUAAUUUUUGUUUUUCUUACCCUUUAAAACACAAGUAAGCCUAAAAAGGGAGUGGGGUAAAGAUCCAAACAAUAGUGUAACAGCUUAUCUGGUAGUCAAAUAGACACGUUAUAGGAGGGCUCUUUUGAAGCACUCCUUUAAAAUUUACGGUUAUAUUUAUGUAAUAAAUAGUUCAGAGAGAA
This is a messenger RNA of Penaeus vannamei (Pacific white shrimp), 1610 nucleotides long. Lineage: Eukaryota; Metazoa; Arthropoda; Malacostraca; Decapoda; Penaeidae. The record is from RefSeq and is a predicted model, not a curated record.